Brugia malayi is the source of this 207-nucleotide messenger RNA. RefSeq lists its product as uncharacterized. Bases 1 to 207 code for a protein of 68 amino acids. The transcript is spliced from 3 exons. The record is from RefSeq and is a predicted model, not a curated record. Lineage: Eukaryota; Metazoa; Nematoda; Chromadorea; Rhabditida; Onchocercidae.
AUGAAACUACUUGAGUAUAAGCAAAGGGAGCUUCAACAAAUAUCAACUGAAAUUCAAAGGCUUUCACAAGGAAAUCCACGGCAACAACGGAAAUGCGCACGCUUGAAGGAAGAUCACGAAAAACUAAUACAAGAGAUACAGAAGUUGCAAGAAAAUAGGAAAAAAGAUGAAAAAAGAAAGAAUACGAAGAGCUGUGAAAAACGCUAG